This is a messenger RNA of Heterobasidion irregulare TC 32-1, 492 nucleotides long. RefSeq lists its product as uncharacterized. Lineage: Eukaryota; Fungi; Basidiomycota; Agaricomycetes; Russulales; Bondarzewiaceae. The record is from RefSeq and is a predicted model, not a curated record. The annotation marks the transcript as partial. The transcript is spliced from 3 exons.
GCAGAGUUGCCCUUGGAGCAGGUCGCAUGUUCCUUCCAGGCUAAAAAGUAUCUACGACACAAGUCCGCAGGAACCCAGGAAGCACCGAAUGAACACUCCAUAGAAAUACGAGCGCCCAGGGGACGAGGUUGCGUGGAAAUUGCCAUCAACGUGCCUCUUGCUCUCCCAAUCCGGUUUCUCAUCGCCAGCCACGCAGCCGCAGGCUCCAUAAGAGUAUUUGUUGUCUGGGCAGACUUGGGGUGCGCCGGCAUCAGAUGCCAGUGAUUGGAGAAGGUUUGGCACCAGGCCCUGGCCACCAACUUAGUAAGAGAGCCGCAGAUGUGCCUUCAACGUGCGGUCGUCGAUGUGGUGCGUGGAAAAGGCACCGUUCCUUCCGCGAUGUGCAGACGCAGCUGAGAAAAUGGGCUUGGAUGGACACCCGCUGACCGCCAUUCAUGGCGCCUCCCACUGGGCUUUGUGUAACCCCCGACAAUGUCCAAACUCGCUCGCGUA